AUGGCGACUCAUACCGAAGUCAUCACACCCUCGGCCUCGCGCACGACUCCUGCCCUCGUGCGCCGCCAGUCCUCCUCUCACUCGAUUCAGAAAAAGCCAUGGCAGCAUAAUCAUCGACCGUCCUUCCACUCGACUAACUCCCGUCCUGAUCCUGAAGAGAUUCAACGCCUCUCGGAACACAUUUCGCGACAGACCACUCGGUCAUCGCACCGGCGCACCCCGAAAUGGUACAAGAUACGUUGGUUCAAGGGCAUAGUUGACGACCUCAAGAGACGGGCACCGUACUACUGGAGUGAUUGGAGGGAUGCUUGGGAUUAUAGAGUCAUCCCCGCCACCGUGUACAUGUACUUUGCAAACAUCUUACCAGCAUUGGCAUUCUCCCUCGACAUGUUCACCAAGACCCACAACUCAUACGGCGUCAAUGAAGUCCUUUUCUCCUCGGUCAUGGCGUGUGUGGUCUUUUCUCUUUUCGCCGCGCAGCCUCUUGUCAUUGUAGGCGUUACUGGUCCCAUCACCGUCUUUUCGUAUACGGUGUACGACAUCAUCGUCCCCCAUGGCACCAAUUUCUUUGCCUUCAUGGCCUGGAUCGGCAUCUGGUCUCUGCUCAUGCAUUGGCUCCUGGCCAUCACCAACAGUUGCAACGCCUUGACCUACGUUACGCGCUUCAGUUGUGACACCUUUGGGUUCUACGUUGCCUUUAUCUAUCUGCAAAAGGGGAUCCAAGUCCUCACCAGACAGUGGGGAUUGGCUGGCGAAACCAGUGCCUAUCUGUCUGUCAUGGUCAGUCUGCUGGUCCUUGGGUUUGCAUAUGGUUGCGGUGUGCUCGGCAACAGCAACCUGUUGCAACGACAUGUGCGGAAAUUCAUCGAGGACUACGGCACUCCGCUGACAAUUGUCUUCUUCACCGGAUUCGUCCAUAUCGGCCAUAUGAGGAAUGUACAUCUCGAAACCCUGCCGACGAGCAAAUCGUUCCACCCGACUGCUGACCGUGGCUGGUUCGUUCACUUUUGGGAUAUCAGUGUAGGAGAAGUCUUCCUGGCAAUCCCUUUCGCGAUCCUUUUGACAGUCCUGUUUUGGUUUGAUCACAACGUGUCGUCUCUCAUUGCACAAGGGACAGAAUUCCCGCUGCGCAAACCGCCGGGGUUCCAUUGGGAUAUCUUCCUCCUCGGUCUCACCACCGGCAUCGCGGGAAUUCUCGGCAUCCCUUUCCCAAACGGCCUCAUCCCUCAGGCACCAUUCCAUACUAACGCUCUUUGCGUCACAAGGCAGGUUGUCGACGAGAAGGCGAGGGGUCAUAUCGUCCGGGUCACGGAUCAUGUCGUUGAGCAGCGCUUCAGCAACCUUGCGCAGGGUCUCUUGUUCCUGGUCACGAUGAGCGGGCCGCUACUGGUCGUGCUACAUCUGAUCCCACAGGGUGUGCUUGCCGGGCUGUUCUUCGUCAUGGGAGUCCAAGCUCUCGAGGGCAAUGGUAUUACUCAGAAGUUGCUUUUCCUGGCGCGGGACAAAGAGUUGACAGACGCGACGGACCCGCUGGCACGAAUCGAGCGUCGCGCCGCCAUCUGGGUCUUUGUGGCGUGUGAAUUGGUCGGAUUCGGCGCCACCUUUGCCAUCUCCCAGACCAUCGCCGCCAUUGGAUUUCCCAUCAUCAUCCUCCUCCUGAUCCCGUUCCGCACGUGGCUGAUGCCCAAGUGGUUCCGGGACGAAGAACUCCGGGCCCUGGACGCACCCACUGCUGGCACCUUUGUCAUGGAAAGCGUGGGCGGCGCGUACGGCGAGAGUGGAGAGAGCACACCAUCACGCGCCGGAGGAACAUCGCCUCCAGACGAGUCCGACGAAGUCGCCGUCGUGGACGAUUCGCUGGAGCGAGGCGAGAGCCACGAAUUACAGAGCGUUCUGGCCAACAAGAGAUCAUCGCCAGAGACUGCGAGUAUCGCAACGAGGCGCACCGGAAGUCACGGCGAGACAGCCCGCCCCGACGUGGGCAUGACGAGACGAAGUCGCAAUUCCCUGAACAGAUGA
Messenger RNA from Fonsecaea nubica, 2019 nucleotides. RefSeq lists its product as hypothetical. The record is from RefSeq and is a predicted model, not a curated record. NCBI's taxonomy places the organism in Eukaryota, Fungi, Ascomycota, Eurotiomycetes, Chaetothyriales, Herpotrichiellaceae. Gene Ontology annotation, cellular component: fungal-type vacuole; plasma membrane. Gene Ontology annotation, molecular function: borate efflux transmembrane transporter activity; solute:inorganic anion antiporter activity. The transcript is spliced from 3 exons. The coding region runs from base 1 to 2019 and encodes 672 amino acids. Gene Ontology annotation, biological process: monoatomic ion homeostasis; transmembrane transport; borate transport.